Molecule: messenger RNA, 301 nt
Organism: Amoebophrya sp. A25
Lineage: Eukaryota; Dinophyceae; Syndiniales; Amoebophryaceae
Source: the annotation of a GenBank genome assembly
CGAACAAGGUAGUCUCCGAUGUGGGUUCUAGUACCCAGACAGGGAGCCAAGCGGAAUCGGAAAAGGCGACUGCCACGACGUCAAAUCGAUCGAACGAUGAUCAACAAAGUGUUAGGCUAUCAUGGGUGGCCCAGGUCGUCUUUGGGCGAAUUUUCACUGCGGAGAGAAUCGCCUUCGUAUGUUUUCUGCUCGAAGUAUUCGGAUCGCUGUUAGUGCUCCACCUCAUUGUCAACCACAGCUUGUUGCUUCGCGUGUUCGUGUCCUGUUGCAAUCUCGUACAGCAUCUCCUGGCACUGACGGG